Molecule: messenger RNA, 3269 nt
Organism: Mus pahari (shrew mouse)
Lineage: Eukaryota; Metazoa; Chordata; Mammalia; Rodentia; Muridae
Gene: Aoc2
Product: amine oxidase copper containing 2
Exons: 4
Coding region: 748-3057 (769 amino acids)
Biological process (GO): amine metabolic process
Cellular component (GO): plasma membrane
Molecular function (GO): quinone binding; primary methylamine oxidase activity; copper ion binding
Source: RefSeq, a predicted model, not a curated record
GCUGGCCUCAAACUUGAGAUCUGCUUGUCUCCUGCGUGCUGGGAUUGAAGGCGUGUAGUGCUCUGCCUGGCCGGGCUUUUUAUUAAGGCAGGGUAUCACCUAGGCUGACCUAUAAUUCACUGUGUGGCUUAGUUGGCCUUGAACUCACAGCACUCCUCUUGACCACGCCCCAUGUGCCUUCAUAGGGAAGAAACUCAGGAUAUGUAGCUCCUUUAAGGCUACACAACUUGGACUGAAUCAUUGUAUAGACCUGAACACAAAGCUCAAACUCAACCAGUCUUUUCUCUGACUGGAUAGAAUAAGGCCUGGGUCUCCCAAGUCAGGCACUCGUUAGGUCCCAGGUAGAGCUGACUGCUCACUGCUGAGUUGGGCGGUGGGUCCGGGAACUGGGAGUGUAAUUCUGCUACGAAGUGUUUUGUUUUGUUAGCGCUUGUGUGAUACACAGACAGGGAAAGGAAGGAGUGAGUGUGUAUCAAAACUGCCUUCUCAGGUAGUUCAGCACCAUUACCCAGCCCAUCCCUUCUCAUCUGUUCUAAAUGAUGACACUUAGUAGUUAGUGACCAUUGGCAGUCAAAGUUUAAGGACAGGCACAAGCUAUGUAAUGUCUUGAGCCAGAUCACAAGACAGAAAAUUGGAACAGAACUACAUAAAGCACGAUCUGAGAUUUUCUGUCCAGCCCACAGGGUGGAGUUUAGUCCAUUCCUCUCCAUCAUCCUGAAUAUAAGCCUGCCACAAUGUCAGACACAGAUGAGCUCUCAGGACUGGGGCAGCUCAGCAUCAGCCAUGAAUCUCAAGGUGCUGCUGGUGCUUCUGGGGCUGUCUUUCCUUACUGUCUUUGCUCUGGCCUAUGUCCUGCUGACCAGGCAAGGCAGUUCAAGCCAGUCUCCUCGAUGCCCUUCCAUACCUCCCAGAAUUCAUACCUGGACACACGCUAGCCAGAGCCAGCUGUUUGCAGAUCUGAGCCCCGAGGAGCUGACAGCUGUGAUGAGCUUUCUGACCAAGCACCUGGGGCCAGGGCUGGUGGAUGCAGCCCAGGCUCGACCCUCGGACAACUGUGUCUUCUCAGUGGAGUUGCAGCUGCCUGCCAAGGCUGCAGCCCUGGCCCACCUGGACAGAGGGGGGCCCCCACCUGUGCGAGAGGCACUGGCCAUCAUCUUCUUUGGUGGACAACCCAAGCCCAAUGUGAGUGAACUGGUGGUGGGGCCCCUGCCUCACCCCUCCUACAUGCGGGAUGUGACUGUGGAGCGUCAUGGUGGCCCUGUGCCCUAUCACCGGCGCCCCAUGCAGAAAGCUGAGUUUGUUCAGAUAUGGAGACAUUUGAAAGAACUGGAGCUACCGAAGGCACCCACCUUUCUGGCUUCUGUCUUGAACUACAAUGGCUCCACCCUGGCACCUUUGCACUCUACUGCUGCUGGUCUGCAUGCAGGCGAGCGGGUGACCUGGAUAGCCCUCUACCAUAAUAUCUCAGGUCUUGGAGUGUUCCUUCACCCUGUGGGGCUGGAGCUACUGUUGGACCACGGGGCCCUGGACCCUGCCCACUGGGUAGUCCAACAGGUCUUCUACCUUGGGCAUUACUAUGCAGACUUGGCCCAGUUAGAAUGGGAGUUUAAAGCUGGCCGCCUAGAAGUGGUUCAGGUCCCUCUACCCACACCAGGUGGGGCUUCCUCCCUGAGGCCUAGAGUUACUCCAGACCCUCCUCUUCCCCCUCUUCAGUUCUCACUCCAGGGUCCCCAGUAUAACAUACAGGGAAACUCAGUGACAUCUCCCCUCUGGACAUUUACCUUUGGUCAUGGGGUGUUCAGUGGCUUAAGAAUUUUUGAUAUUAGGUUCAAGGGUGAGCGUGUGGCUUAUGAAGUCAGUGUCCAGGAGUGUCUGACAGUUUAUGGUGCUGAUUCCCCCAAAACAAUGACCAUCCGAUACUUGGACAGCAGCUAUGGGCUUGGUCUAAACAGCCGAGCUUUGGUUCGGGGGGUGGAUUGCCCCUAUCAAGCCACAAUGGUGGACAUCCAUGUACUGGUGGGCACGGGGUCAGUCCAGCUGCUUCCAGGGGCUGUGUGUGUAUUUGAGGAGGCCCAGGGACUGCCCCUUCGAAGGCAUCACAAUGGCAUCGGGGGUCAUUUCUAUGGUGGUUUGGCCAGUUCAAGUCUUGUGGUCAGGUCGGUGUCAUCAGUGGGCAACUAUGAUUACAUCUGGGACUUUAUGCUGCACCCAAAUGGGGCCCUUGAAGCGCGUGUCCAUGCCACGGGCUAUAUCAACACAGCCUUCAUGAGUGGAGGAGCUGAAAGUCUCCUCUUCGGGAACCGUGUGGGGGAGAGAGUGCUGGGAGCGGUGCACACACACACUUUCCACUUCAAACUGGACCUUGAUGUGGCAGGUCUGAAAAACUGGGUUUUAGCUGAAGAUGUGGUCUUUAAGCCUGUAGCAGCCCCCUGGAACCCAGAGCUUCAGCUACAGCGCCCACAGCUGACCAGGCAGGUCCUGAGCAGGGAGGACCUGGCUGCAUUUCCCUGGGAGAGCCCUCUUCCUCGAUACCUUUACCUGGCUACCAACCAGACCAAUGCCUGGGGUCACCAGCGAGGGUACCGAAUCCAGAUCCACAGCCCUGCUGGUGUGCAUGUACCUUUGGAGAGCGACGUGGAGAGGGCUCUCAGCUGGGGGAGGUACCAGCUUGUGGUGACCCAGAGGAAGGAAGCAGAGCCCCACAGCAGCAGCAUCUAUUACCAGAAUGACAUGCGGAGCCCGACUACGGUCUUUGCUGACUUCAUCAACAAUGAAACCCUCUUAGGGGAGGAUCUGGUGGCUUGGGUGACAGCCAGUUUCCUGCACAUCCCCCAUGCUGAGGACAUCCCCAACACAGUGACUGUGGGAAACAGAGUGGGCUUCUUGCUCCGACCCUACAAUUUCUUCAAUGAAGAUCCCUCCAUCUUCUCCCCUGGCAGCGUGUACUUUGAGAGGGACCAGGAUGCGGGGCUCUGCGGCAUCAACCCUGUGGCCUGCACCCAACAGCUGGCAGGCUGUGUCCCCAACCUGCCCUCCUUUUCCUAUGAAGGCUUAUAGGCCUGAGGCCGUGGUGAGGCCCCAGGACAGGAGGAUGGAAUACAGGUUGGAGAGAUGGCUCAGUGGUUAAGAGAACUCGACUGCUCUUCCAGAGGUCCUGAGCAACCGCAAGGUGGCUCACAACCAUCUGUAAUGGGAUCUGAUGCUCUCUUCGGGUGUGUCUGAAGACAGCUACAGUGUACUCAUAUACAUAAAAUAAAUCUUAAAAAAAA